This is a messenger RNA of Auanema sp. JU1783, 679 nucleotides long. Lineage: Eukaryota; Metazoa; Nematoda; Chromadorea; Rhabditida; Rhabditidae. The record is from the annotation of a GenBank genome assembly.
UUGAAGACGACUAUAAAGAAAACUCUCAUCACCUGGAAGAAGAAGGUCCCUACUCCAACUGAGGAAACCGAUUUAUUACCAGAAUACGUUGAUGAGACAACUGAGCAACCCGAAAAUCCUGAUGAGAUUGGUGAAGAAACUACUGAAGAGAACACUAUCACUGUUGAGACUUCAGAAGGCAAUUUCGAGAUUCCAACUGACGUCAUGACUGAGUUGACUGAAAAUGUAGACCAAGAGAAGAUAACACACAUCAUAUUCUACAUGAUCAAAGUUGUGCAGAAAAUGAAAAUUCCAAACAGCAAGAUCACUCCUGAUAUUGCUAUCAGUAUGUUGGAGAAGGAAUUCCCUGACUGUACUUUCAUUUUCGAGAAGUUGAAGACGACUAUAAAGAAAACUCUCAUCACCUGGAAGAAGAAAAUUCCUACUCCAACUGAGGAAACAGAUUUAUUACCAGAAUACGUCGAUGAGACAACUGAGCAACCGGAAAAUCCUGAUGAGAUUGGUGAAGAGACUACAGAAGAGAACACUAUCACUGUAGAGACUUCAGAAGGCAACUUCGAGAUUCCGACUGAUGUCAUGACCGAGCUGACUGAAAAUGUAGAUCAGGAAAAGACAACACGCAUUAUAUUCUUCAUGAUUACUAUUGUGAAGAAAAUGAAAAUUCCAAACAGCAAGAUCA